AACUUAAAAAUGAAUUGGACAGGUACAGAAGGAGGACGAUAUUCUCUGAAGGGGACAUUUACGUUAAAACAAAUUAGAGCUGCCACAGAUGAUUUUAGUCCUGCAAACAAGAUUGGAGAAGGUGGUUUUGGUCCUGUCUACAAGGGUCAAUUAUCUGAUGGUACAUGGGUUGCAGUCAAACAACUCUCGUCAAAGUCCCGACAGGGAAACCGUGAAUUCUUAAAUGAGAUAGGCGUGAUAUCUUGUUUGCAACACCCUAAUCUUGUGAAACUUCAUGGAUGUUGCAUUGAAGGGGAUCAAUUGAUAUUGGUAUAUGAGUACAUGGAAAAUAAUAGCGUGGCCCGUGCUUUAUUCAGCUCAGAAAAUCAGCUUAAACUUGACUGGCCAACAAGGCUUAGAAUCUGUAUUGGGAUAGCAAAAGGUCUUGCAUUUCUUCAUGAAGAAUCAAGACUCAAGAUUGUUCAUCGAGAUAUCAAAGCAACUAAUGUGUUGCUGGACGGGAAUUUAAACCCUAAAAUAUCAGACUUUGGGUUGGCUAGGCUUGAUGAAGAGGAGAAGACCCAUGUCACCACCCGAGUGGCAGGGACAAUAGGAUAUAUGGCAACAGAAUAUGCAUUAUGGGGUCACCUAACUUACAAGGCUGAUAUUUAUAGUUAUGGAGUUGUGGUCUUGGAAAUUGUUAGUGGGAAGAAUAAUAACAGUUACAUGCCAAGCGAUAAUUGUGUUUGCCUUUUAGACAAUGCAUAUCAUCUGCAGCAUACUGAAAAAUUAAUAGAACUGGUGGAUGAAAAGUUGGGAGCAGCGGUAAACCCAAUUGAAGCAAUAAAGUUGAUGAAAGUAGCUCUCAUAUGCACAAAUGCAUCGCCGUCACUGAGGCCUACAAUGUCUGAUGUUGUAAACAUACUUGAAGGAAGAAUGAGCAUUCCAGAUACUAUCCCAGAACCAAGUGCUUUUAGUGAGGAUCUGAGGUUUAAAGCCACGAGGGACAUCCAUCAACAAAGAGAAAUUCAUAGUUUGAGCACAAGCAAAACAGACAAUUCAACAGGACUCCUUACACUUAGCUCUACCUCAGCAUUUGGCAAUGAUAUACAUGAGAUAUGCUCAGAACCGUAAUACAUUAUAACUUAGGGAGACCAACUGUAAUGAUCAUUAUUUUAGCAGAUUGUAGAGAUUUCACUCUAUUUUUAUAAUAUAUUGACAUGAUGAUUUCAUAAUGUAGACCGUAGUGUGUGUUUCUU
This is a messenger RNA of Abrus precatorius (Indian licorice), 1238 nucleotides long. RefSeq names its product probable LRR receptor-like serine/threonine-protein kinase RFK1. Gene Ontology annotation, molecular function: ATP binding; protein kinase activity. The coding region runs from base 10 to 1113 and encodes 367 amino acids. The record is from RefSeq and is a predicted model, not a curated record. NCBI's taxonomy places the organism in Eukaryota, Viridiplantae, Streptophyta, Magnoliopsida, Fabales, Fabaceae. Gene Ontology annotation, biological process: protein phosphorylation. The transcript is spliced from 5 exons.